Zymoseptoria tritici IPO323 is the source of this 855-nucleotide messenger RNA. RefSeq lists its product as uncharacterized. Bases 1 to 855 code for a protein of 284 amino acids. The record is from RefSeq and is a predicted model, not a curated record. NCBI's taxonomy places the organism in Eukaryota, Fungi, Ascomycota, Dothideomycetes, Mycosphaerellales, Mycosphaerellaceae. The transcript is spliced from 3 exons.
AUGGGUCGCCUGGCACCCAUUUCGUUUCGGAGCAUGCAAGCUAGAGCCCUGUGCACGCUACGCUACUCCAUUUCGAGGCUUUCAAUAUCUGCUGAGGAUCUGACUCUGUUUACCAAGACUCUCAUCCUCGCCAAGCCAUGGAUUGGAAAUUCCACAGCGCUUGCAGUACCCUGGAGGGAAGUCGCUCGCCCGAGUCGGCUACGCAUUGGACUGUUCCAGGAAGAUCCUGUCUAUCCUGUUCAUCCGCCCGUGAGACGGGCCCUGCGUCUCGCCGCUCAAAGACUCGAAGCUACAGGCCACCAGAUCAUCACGCCUGACCAGUGUCCCAGUCUUCGCAAAGCGGUCACCAUCCUAUCUCGCGGCUUCUCCCUGGACACAUCGCACGCGGCCAUGCGACAUCUUGCAGAAGCGGGCGAAGAGCCCAUCCUGCCGCUGGUAAAGAUGGCCCAGUCGUCUCAAAUCGAGCAACGUGAGGCCGGCCUUGAAGACGUUUGGCGGUUCCGGGCAGAGAGAUACGAGUAUCGUGAGGAGUGGGGCACGGUCUGGCGGGAGAAUUCGCUGGACAUUUUGCUGUGUCCUGGCUAUCAGGGAGUCGGGGCGCGUCACGAUCACGUGGGAGUUCCAUUCUACAGUGCGGUCUGGAAUCUACUGGACUUUCCUGCUAGCGUUGUGCCCUUUCAGAAAGCCGACCGAUCGGUCGAUACGCAGGAAGUUCCGGGAUACGAUCCAAUUCUAGUCGAUGGAGUCCCAGCCCACAUUCAGAUAGUGGGAUGGCGAUUCCAGGACGAAGAGGCACUCUCAGCGACAGAGGUGAUCUCCGAAGCAUUACGUGAUACGGUCGAUCCCCGUUUGUAG